Molecule: messenger RNA, 1979 nt
Organism: Odobenus rosmarus divergens (Pacific walrus)
Lineage: Eukaryota; Metazoa; Chordata; Mammalia; Carnivora; Odobenidae
Gene: FADS2
Product: fatty acid desaturase 2
Exons: 12
Coding region: 530-1864 (444 amino acids)
Biological process (GO): lipid metabolic process
Cellular component (GO): membrane
Molecular function (GO): oxidoreductase activity, acting on paired donors, with oxidation of a pair of donors resulting in the reduction of molecular oxygen to two molecules of water
Source: RefSeq, a predicted model, not a curated record
CACGUAGCGGCCUUGCCGCUGGGCUCGACUCAGCGCGGGCGCGAGGGCGGGGGAGCCGGGGACCACCGCUCCAGCCCGCUGGCCUUCGAAAGAUCCUCCUGGGCCAAUGGCAGGCGGGGCGACGCGCCCGGAUUGGUGCAGGCGCUCUGCUGAUCACUGUGGAAACCAGGGCGGCGGGGAACGCGGGAGGAUGCGGAGCCGCGGGCGGGGGGAGCCGGAGGGGCGGGCGGAAGAGGCGUCCAGGUCCUGAACGACCCCGGAGUUUUUCCUGGAGGCAAAAGUCCACUGCGGGCUGGCGGGCGGAGGGCGGGGCGGAGCACAGACACCAAUUGGGGGCCCUGGGUAGCCGGGGACAGUCAGAGGGAAGGCAGGGGUGACUCCCGAGCGCGGGCAAGAAGGCUGGGGGAAGGGCGCGGCGGGAGGAGGAGUAGGAGAAGACAAAAGCCGAAAGGGAGGAGGGCCCGGGCCGCACACUCGAGCUGCGGGCGUGGAGGCCACAGUGCACGGGGCAUCCCGGUCAGCAGGCAGCAUGGGGAAAGGGGGGAACCAGGGCGAGGGGGCCACCGAGCGCGAGGCGCCCAUGCCCACCUUCAGCUGGGAGGAGAUUCAGAAGCACAACCUGCGCACGGACAAGUGGCUCGUCAUCGACCGCAAGGUCUACAACAUCACCAAAUGGUCCAGCCGGCACCCAGGGGGCCAGCGGGUCAUCGGGCACUACGCGGGGGAGGACGCUACGGAUGCCUUCCUCGCCUUCCACCGUGACCUUGAUUUCGUGCGCAAGUUCAUGAAGCCUCUGCUGAUUGGAGAGCUGGCUCCGGAGGAGCCCAGCCAGGACCGGGGCAAGAACUCCCAGAUCACCGAGGACUUCCGGGCCCUGAGGAAGGCCGCUGAGGACAUGAACCUGUUCAAGAGUAACCACCUGUUCUUCCUCCUUCUCCUGGCCCACAUCAUCGUCUUGGAGAGCAUUGCCUGGUUCAUCAUCUUUUACUUUGGCAAUGGCUGGAUUCCAACCAUCAUCACAGCCUUUGUCCUUGCUACCUCUCAGGCCCAAGCUGGAUGGCUGCAACACGAUUAUGGCCACCUGUCUGUCUUCAAGAAGUCCGCAUGGAACCACGUUGUCCACAAGUUCAUCAUUGGCCACUUAAAGGGUGCCUCCGCCAACUGGUGGAACCAUCGCCACUUCCAGCAUCACGCCAAGCCCAACAUCUUCAACAAGGAUCCCGAUGUGAACAUGCUGCACGUGCUCGUCCUGGGCGAAUCGCAGCCCAUUGAGUACGGCAAGAAGAAGCUCAAAUACCUGCCUUACAACCACCAGCACGAGUACUUCCUCCUGAUCGGGCCGCCGAUGCUCAUCCCCAUGUACUUCCAGUACCAGAUCAUCACAACCAUGAUCACACGCCGAGACUGGGUGGACUUGGCCUGGGCUGUGAGCUACUAUGCCCGGUUCUUCAUCACCUACGUCCCUUUCUAUGGCAUCCUGGGGGCCGUCCUUUUCCUCAACUUCAUCAGGUUCCUGGAAAGCCACUGGUUUGUGUGGGUCACACAGAUGAACCACCUCGUCAUGGAGAUUGACCAUGAGCCCUACCGAGACUGGUUCAGCAGCCAGCUGGGAGCCACCUGCAACGUGGAGCAGUCCUUUUUCAAUGACUGGUUCAGCGGGCACCUCAACUUCCAGAUCGAGCACCACCUCUUCCCCACCAUGCCUCGGCACAACUUCCACAAAGUCGCACCGCUGGUGAAGUCUCUGUGCGCCAAGCACGGCAUCAAGUACCAGGAGAAGCCGCUGCUGAGGGCCAUGCUGGACAUCAUCAGGUGUCUGAAGAAGUCCGGGGAGCUGUGGCUGGACGCCUACCUCCACAAAUGAAGCAACAGCCCUGGGGGCACCCACGGGGAAGGGGGAGCAGGUGGGAGUGCUGGCCACAGGGAGGGGUGGGCUUUUGUUCUGAGGGGUGUCCACGAGGUUGGGGUACAUGCUGGCU